This is a messenger RNA of Fonsecaea multimorphosa CBS 102226, 372 nucleotides long. RefSeq lists its product as uncharacterized. The record is from RefSeq and is a predicted model, not a curated record. The transcript is spliced from 2 exons. Bases 1 to 372 code for a protein of 123 amino acids. Lineage: Eukaryota; Fungi; Ascomycota; Eurotiomycetes; Chaetothyriales; Herpotrichiellaceae.
AUGACGGUCCCAGUGUCUCCAGCUGUCCUCACCACUGCCGCGAUACUCCAGCUGGUCCUGAGCUUCAUUGCUCUGAUACUUGCGGCCUUUUCUGCUGUUUGUUUCGGCGCCGAGUUUGCUUAUGCUGUCGUGUGGUGGUCGAUGAUUCAUCUUGCAUUUGAGGUUUUCACUCUGGUCAACUGGGUUGUCGCCACUGGUGUCCUUGUUUCUUUGAACAUACACUUGCACCACCUCUCCAGGACAUAUGCAUACGAUAUCAAGCAUGACAUCGCCCUGACGGGCGAGUUGAUAACGCAUCAAUUUACCAGCUUGGGCAUGGGUGGGCUCUACUGCAGCUAUGCGGUGAAUGCAGUCACGGGAAUAAUCUUGUAG